Aspergillus niger is the source of this 1683-nucleotide messenger RNA. RefSeq lists its product as hypothetical. The transcript has 6 exons. Bases 1 to 1683 code for a protein of 560 amino acids. Gene Ontology annotation, molecular function: glycosyltransferase activity. The record is from RefSeq and is a predicted model, not a curated record. NCBI's taxonomy places the organism in Eukaryota, Fungi, Ascomycota, Eurotiomycetes, Eurotiales, Aspergillaceae.
AUGAAGAAGAUCAUCACCCAAUUCAGUGGAUCUGCACUAUUUCAUGUCAGCCCUCCCGGUGCAUUACCAUUAGACAACGGUCCUAAUUGGCCAGCCUGUCAGCACAAGCGCAUUGCCCCUCUUGAGCACAUAGCCUCCUACUCUAUUUCCACUCAACCUCGUAACCAACUCCGAGAUCCCAGAAUCCAGGAAGGUCUCGGCGGAGGACCAUGCACAGGGGCAGUGCGGCGUGAGGGAAAACCAAAGUGUUCGUGGAAGGUGAAGCGAUCAGUACGACUGCCUGGCUGGGAACUACGGAUGACGCCAAGAGUGGCUGUUCAUCAUCACUGGGGCUCAGCAUACAGAAGCGAUGCGCUGUCAAAAAUUGGGUAUACUGGGACCUUCAAUAGCUCAUGCAACAAUGCGGCGUAUCCUAUUAUCGCUUACACUGUCUCUUUCGCUCCUGUUCAUCAUCUUCAAAACCAAACACAUCGGAGACCACACCGCGACCGGUUUCAUCCCCUCAGACUUACCGAAUGCACUGGCACAACUCCCGGAUACUACGCACCGUGCCUUGCUCGAACAUUACCCAAUGCAGUGUCCGCUGAGGAGCUGAUCUACCCUGCAUUUACUAUCAGCCCUCCGAUAUUCGCUGCGUCCCGUCCCCAGGAUGCUGAACGGUGGUGGAACACAACCUGGAUGAUGUGGGAACGAGCUUAUGAGAUGAAAGGUCGAAUGCGGUAUCCUGAAAAGCACGGUCAGAUAUAUGUCUUCCAAAAUGUCACCUUAUCUGCAUCUACACCCUUCGACAAAUGGAUCAUGCAAUCCUGCAUGUCCGGCCUCGCUACAACUUCUCAUGUUGUACCUAGCAGCGACAAGCCCACCCAUGACAGCGUGCUGCUUGCGAAUUUCCCAGACUCAUGGUCAAUGCAGCACUUCCUCGACCGCGGCAUGCGAGUAGUGGCUCAGUCGCGAGACCAUCAGACGCGGUACGUAGCUACCGGGCGCGAGGGCCACAAGUCCGUCGAGGAGUUUUGGUCAUACCUUGGAUAUGCCGCAAACCAGGUGCUACAUAGCGAUACGAGUUUCGUAGCAUCGCAGCUAAUCUGGAGCUGUCGUGCACCGCUCAUUCACCCCUGGUUGACACAGAGGUCCCUUUCGCUCCUCAGUCCUGAAAGUCUUCAGCCAGUGGAUAAGUCAACUCGGAAACUAAUUCUAUACAUGACGCGGUCGAACGGACUAAAUCUCAACGCUGGCCGAGAAGUUCUUAACGAGGAUAUUCUCCUGGCAGAUAUCCAAGCACUUCUCGAUAAGAGAGGGAAAAGGGAGCAACUCAAGAUCUUCAACCACGAAGACUUUCCCAGCACAGACGCGCUGAUGCGCUACGUUCAUCAGAACGUGAAAGCUGUCAUUGGUCCUCACGGAAGUGCUUUGCAUAACCAUUUCUGGACUGCAGAGGAUACGCUGUUGAUUGAAUUUAUGCCAACCUCCAGGCCGGACUUUGCUUUCUAUGAGGCCGCAAGAAUGCGGGAUCAACCAUAUGCGGUUUUGAUGUUAGAUCCGGUGGAUGAUGAGCAUAAUAUGGAGGUGGAUGUACCCGCUGUAGUGGACAUAUUGUCAGAGAGGUUGGACCAGCCGCUGGACAUGAGCGAGCGACUGAAAGUAGCAUAUGAUUGGGAAGCGGAAGAGCUGGGAGUCAAUUAG